Molecule: messenger RNA, 7795 nt
Organism: Cajanus cajan (pigeon pea)
Lineage: Eukaryota; Viridiplantae; Streptophyta; Magnoliopsida; Fabales; Fabaceae
Product: mediator of RNA polymerase II transcription subunit 12
Biological process (GO): regulation of transcription by RNA polymerase II
Cellular component (GO): mediator complex
Molecular function (GO): transcription coregulator activity
Source: RefSeq, a predicted model, not a curated record
UUCUCCCUUUAUUCCUAUCGGAGGAAGCAAACCAACAGAAGCAUAGUCGUCGUCAUCACCACCCAAAAAUCUCAGUGAAAGCUUCACACCCUUUUUUUUUUUUUUCUUCUUCUUCUUCUUCAUCUUUGAAAUCUCUCUCUAUUCUUCAACCCUUUCUCACAAAAUUCCAAAAUUUGUCUUCCCAGGCACACGCCCCAGGUAUUUGAAUAAUCUUCCACACCCUUUUCCUGUUAUUUCAAGAAACCCCUCUUUUUCUUAAUUUCGAAUCGGAAACCCUAGACCCCAUAACCCCAAUUUCCGCCUCCGCAAUUAGCUUCCGAACUUCGGGGGAAAGCCCAAAAAUAAAAUAAAUUUGGGAUGUCGCCCCGCAAACCCUAGUUCUGGAUCUUGCUUCGGAGUUCAAAUUUUGGCGCUUUUUCUUGCAUUAGAUAUGGGCUGGGGUUACAAUUCUGUCUACUACAGAAUGAUUGAUCACAACAAGUUUAUAUUCUAGUUUGAAGAAUUGGCCCUAAUCAUAUAGUUUAGCUAUUACAGCUACUUGAGGUAUGAUGCCGAGGGCAGUAUGCUGGUCAUAGUUGGGGGAAAUGCAAAGGUAUCAUGCUGGCAGCUGCACUAGUGCAGUUAAUAACAACACAAUCGGAGGGCCAUCUGCUAGGGACACAGGAAGAUCUGAUUCACCUUCUUUGCCAGCUAACUUCUCUGUUAGUUCAAGGCGGCAACCACCAUUAAACCCAUACAAGUUGAAGUGUGAUAAAGAACCCUUGAACUCUAGGCUUGGGGCACCAGACUUUCAUCCCCAAACGCCAAAUUGUCCUGAGGAGACUCUUACCAGAGAAUAUUUGCAAUCUGGAUACAGGGAUACAAUAGAAGGACUUGAGGAAGCCAGAGAAAUUUCACUGACCCAGGUUCCGAAUUUUAACAAGCAAAUUGUUCUUAAUUGCAAAGAGGCUAUUAGAAAACGUCUGAGGGCCAUCAAUGAAUCUCGUGCUCAGAAGAGGAAGGCUGGUCAAGUAUAUGGUGUGCCUCUUUCAGGAUCACAACUUGCCAGGUCAGGCGUUUUCCCUGAACUAAGGCCUUGUGGUGAGGACUUCCAGAAGAAAUGGAUUGAGGGUUUAUCUCAACAGCACAAGCGAUUACGCACUUUGGCCGAUCAUGUUCCUCAUGGUUAUAAAAGGACAUCACUUUUAGAGGUUCUUAUCAGGAACAAUGUUCCAUUGCUGAGGGCCACCUGGUUUAUCAAGGUUACUUACCUCAAUCAGGUUCGACCCGGAUCUGCUGGUAUUUCUUCUGGGACUGCUGACAAGAUUCAGCUGUCUCGUUCCGAUGUUUGGACCAAAGAUGUUAUCAAUUACUUGCAAACUCUUCUGGAUGAAUAUUUAUCAAAGAAUGCUUCCCAUUCUGCUUCUCAUGGUCGAGAGCGAUCACCACAAAUGCCUUAUACUGGAUCAUUGCAGAAUAAAAGUGAACCAUUAUUAUCUGUUUCUGAUGGUGAAAGGCCAUCCUUACAUUUUAGAUGGUGGUAUAUUGUGCGUCUACUGCAAUGGCAUCAUGCUGAAGGGCUGCUUCAUCCUUCUCUUGUCAUUGAUUGGGUGUUUAAUCAACUACAGGAAAAAGAACUGCUUGAGGUUUGGCAGCUGUUAUUGCCUAUUAUUUAUGGUUUUUUAGAAACUAUUGUUCUAUCUCAAACUUAUGUACGAACUCUUGCUGGAUUAGCUCUUCGUGUCAUUCGUGAUCCUGCUCCAGGUGGUUCAGAUCUAGUAGAUAAUUCCAGGAGGGCAUAUACAACUUAUGCACUGAUUGAGAUGCUCCGAUAUUUAAUACUUGUGGCACCAGAUACUUUUGUUGCUUUGGAUUGCUUUCCAUUACCAUCCUCUGUAAUUUCACAUAUAAUGAAUGAUGGGAGAUUCGUACUAAAAUCAACUGAAGCUGCUGGGAAGAUUAAAAAUAGUUCAGAUGAUUUUGGUCACAUUAUUUCAUGCAUUCAGAAACAUACAGAAGAUCUUGCAAAGGCUGCAAGCCCAGGCUAUCCAGGUAAUUGUCUGGCUAAAGUUGCAAAAGCCUUGGAUAAAGCUCUUGUGCUGGGUGAUUUGCGUGUGGCAUAUAAAUUUCUUUUUGAAGAUCUUUGUGGUGGAACUGUAUCUGAAGGCUGGGUUGCAAAAGUCAGCCCUUGCUUAAGGUUAUCUCUGAAAUGGUUUGGGACUGUAAAUACACCCCUUAUAUAUUCAGUGUUUUUCCUUUGUGAGUGGGCAACUUGCGAUUUCAGGGAUUUCCGUUCUACCCCUCCUCGUGACAUAAAGUUUACAGGUAGGAAAGAUAUUUCCCAAGUGCACAUAGCAGUUAGACUUUUAAAGAUGAAGAUGAGGGAUGUGAAGAUUUCCCUAAAACAAACAAAUGAAAUUCACCGAGCCAGUCAUUUUGCAAAGAAUUCAAGUCAGCGGCGUAAUUGGAAUCAUGUGGGUAAUUGGAAUUAUGUGGGUAAUGUAUCCAAAUUGAAAUCUAGCUCAAAAAGUAAAGGUUCUUCAGUUAUAUUUGAAAGCCCGGGUCCUCUACAUGAUAUUAUAGUUUGUUGGAUUGAUCAGCAUGUGGUGCAUAAAGGGGAAGGUCCUAAGCGCCUACAUCUAUUUAUAGUGGAACUCAUACGUGCUGGAAUCUUUUACCCUUUGGCAUAUGUACGCCAACUGAUAGUGAGUGGGAUCAUGGAUGUGAAUGUAAAUGUGGUUGACCUGGAGCGACGGAGGAGACACUAUCGCAUCUUAAAGCAGCUACCUGGAUGCUUUAUCCAUGAUGUUUUGGAAGAAUCAGGGAUUGUUGAAGGGCAACAGCUCAAAGAAUCCUUGCAAAUUUACUUGAAUGAACGCCGCCUCAUACUUCGGGGUCCACUGAGUGACCCCCAUGAUGACGCCAGUGGCACCAAUUUAUCUGCUCUAAAGAAAAAACAAUUUCCAGCUUCUACAAAGGAUGAAGCUUCUGCAGUGACAAUUGAUCAGAAGAGGAGAACUGUUAUUUCUACCACAGUAUCUUCUAAUAAUGCAAAGGAUAAUGCUACUGUUGAAGAACUAAAAACAGCUAUCUCAGUACUGUUACAGCUACCUAAUUGUUUAUCUAAUUUGAGCACUACAGGUUGUGAUGAUUCUGAUGGCAGUGUUAGAAGACCUAUUGGGUCUCAUUACAGCAAGAAUGAUCCAGUGGAGGGUACACCUGGGUGUGAAGAAUGUAGCAGAGCAAAGAGACAAAAGUUAAGUGAGGAAAGAAGCUCAUUUGUUCAAGGGCAUUCUCCAGUUCAAUCUGAUGAUGACGAUACAUGGUGGAUGAAAAAGGGAAUGAAAUCCCUAGAGCCUACCAAAGUUGAUCAGCCACAAAAGUCAACCAAGCAGGUCACCAAGAGUCGGCAGAAGAAUGUGCGUAAAACUCACAGUCUUGCUCAACUGGCAGCUUCUAGAAUUGAGGGUAGCCAAGGGGCGUCAACUAGUCAUGUGUGUGGUAACAAGGUAAGCUGCCCCCACCAUAGAACUUCUGUGGAUGGAGAUGGGCAGAGGUCUGUGGAUAGCAUCCGGACAAGUCAUUUUGGGGAUAUAGUUUCCAUUGGAAAAGCAUUAAAGCAGUUACGCUUUGUUGAGAAAAGGGCAAUAGCAGUUUGGCUGUUGACUGUUGUUAGGCAGGCAAUUCAAGAGAUGGAAAAAAAUGUUGGUAAAGUUGGUCAGUUUGGCAGGCCUUUUGCUGUUGUGGAUGAUAAAAGCACAAUACGGUGGAAACUUGGUGAGGACGAACUUUCUGUGAUACUUUAUUUGAUGGACAUUUCUGAUGAUUUGGUUUCAGCUGUCAAAUUCCUCCUUUGGUUGCUGCCAAAGGUUCUUAAUAGCCCCAAUUCUACCAUUCAUUCUGGGAGGAAUGUGCUGAUGCUACCAAGGAAUGUGGAAAACCAUGUUUGUGAUGUGGGAGAGGCUUUUCUGCUAUCGUCACUCAGGAGGUAUGAGAACAUUCUUGUUGCAGCAGAUCUUAUUCCCGAAGCUUUGUCAUCUGCAAUGCAACGUGCUGCUACUGUAAUUUCAUCUAAUGGAAGGGUUUCAGGGUCAGGGGCUAUGGCUUUUACUCGGUAUUUGUUGAAAAAAUACAGCAAUGUGGCUAGUGUCAUUGAGUGGGAGAGAAAUUUUAAAACUACAUGUGAUGCAAGACUUUCCUCUGAACUUGAGUCUGGUAGGUCAGUUGAUGGGGAGUCAGGGUUGCCUCUAGGAGUUCCAGCUGGAGUAGAGGACCAUGAUGAUUUUUUCCGUCAGAAGAUAAGUGGCAGUCGGUUACCAUCCAGAGUAGCUGUAGGCAUGAGGGACAUAGUUCAGCGUAAUGUAGAAGAAGCGUUGCACUAUCUUUUUGGAAAAGAUAGAAAGCACUUUGCUGCUGGUACACCAAAAGGUCCUUCUUUAGAAAAAUGGGAUAAUGGAUAUCAAAUUGCUCAACAAAUAGUUGUGGGUCUGAUUGAUUGCAUAAGACAGACUGGUGGUGCCGCUCAAGAAGGAGAUCCCUCUUUGGUCUCUUCUGCUGUUUCUGCAAUUGUUGGCAGUGUAGGUCCAACCUUAGCAAAAAUGCCUGAUUUUUCAUCUGGCAAUAAUCAUUCAAAUACAAUAUUGGCUACAAAUUCAUUGAACUAUGCCAGGUGCAUUCUGCGAAUGCACAUAACCUGUUUAUGCCUGCUUAAGGAAGCCCUGGGAGAGCGCCAAAGCCGUGUAUUUGAUAUUGCUCUUGCUACAGAAACUUCUACUGCUCUUGCUGGUGUUUUUACUCCUACUAAAGCAUCUCGUGCUCAGUUUCAAAUGUCUCCUGAAGGCCAUGAUACUAGUAGCACUGUUUCAAAUGAUACAGGAAGCAACUCUAAUAAAGUUGUGGUUGCAAAAACAACAAAAAUUGCUGCCGCUGUUUCUGCACUUCUUGUUGGUGCAAUUAUAUAUGGUGUUACCAGCCUGGAAAGAAUGGUAACAGUUCUCAGAUUAAAGGAGGGGUUGGAUGCAGUACAAUUUGUAAGAAGCACUAGAUCCAAUUCAAAUGGAAAUGCUCGUUCAGUUAUGGCUUAUAAGGUGGAUAGUUCAAUUGAAGUUCAUACCCAUUGGUUUAGAUUGCUUGUUGGGAACUGCAGAACGGUCUGUGAAGGGUUAGUGGUGGAACUCUUGGGUGAACCAUCUAUUAUGGCUCUUUCAAGGAUGCAACGUAUGCUCCCUCUAAAUUUGGUCUUUCCACCUGCCUAUUCAAUAUUUGCCUUUGUUAAGUGGCGACCUUUCAUCCAGAAUGCUACCGUUCGCGAAGACAUGAAUCAAAUUUAUCAGUCUCUUACAAUGGCCAUAACUGAUGCAAUAAAACAUUUGCCAUUUCGAGAUGUAUGUUUUAGAGACUGUCAGGGUCUUUAUGAUCUGAUGGCUGCAGAUGCCAGUGAUUCUGAAUUUGCAACCUUGCUGGAGUUCAAUGGGUCUGAUAUGCAUUUAAAGUCCACAGCAUUUGUUCCUCUACGCUCUAGGCUUUUUCUAAAUGCCAUGAUUGAUUGUAAGAUGCCACAAUCUAUUUCUGGAGCUGGUGAGUCUAAAAUUAAGUUCACAGAUAGUGAGUCUAAGCUUCAGGAUAUGCUUGUGCAUGUUUUGGAUACCUUGCAACCUGCUAAAUUUCACUGGCAGUGGGUUGCACUCAGGUUGCUUUUAAAUGAACAAGCCCUCAUUGAAAAACUCGAGAAUCAUGAUGUGUCCUUAGCUGAUGCUAUACAGUUGUCGUCACCUAGUCCAGAGAAGGCUGCUGCUGCUUCUGAGAAUGAGAACAAUUUUAUUCAAAUACUUCUCACAAGGUUACUGGUUAGACCUGAUGCUGCACCCUUAUUUUCGGAGUUGAUUCAUCUCUUUGGCAGGUCACUAGAGGAUUCUAUGUUGUUGCAAGCUAAAUGGUUCCUUGGAGGCCAGGAUGUCCUCUUUGGUCGGAAGACCAUUAGACAAAGGCUACAUAACAUUGCUGAGAAUAAAGGACUUUCUGUUAAGACUCAAUUUUGGGAGCCAUGGGGUUGGUGUAGUCCGUCUGCUGAUCCAUUGACUAUCAAAGGGGAUAAAAAGAAGAUUGAUAGCAUAUCUCUUGAAGAAGGAGAAGUUGUUGAAGAGGGAAUGGAUUUGAAAAGGUGUGUUAGAGGGUUAUCUCAAGUGCCUGAUUCUGAAAGCGCAAGCAGUAACCAGCAGCAACUGACUGAGAGGGCUCUUAUCGAGUUGCUUCUUCCUUGCAUAGAUCAAAGCUCUGAUGAAUCCCGCAAUUCCUUUGCAAAUGAUUUGGUGAAGCAGUUAAAUUAUAUUGAGCAACAAAUAACUGCUGUUACGGGUGGAAGUAAAACAGUGGGAAGUGCUCCUCCUGGAGUUGAAGGUCAGCCAAGUAAAGUAAAUAACCGCAAAAAUAUGAGAAAUGUAAAUGCGGCAUUAGCUAGACGACCAACAGUGGCAGUAGAUUCCUCUCCUCCAUCUCCUGCAGCCCUGCGAGCUUCUAUGUCAUUACGUUUGCAGUUGCUCCUGAGAUUUCUUCCUAUUCUUUGCACUGACAGGGAGCCAUCUGUGCGGAGCACAAGACAAUUUCUUGCCACUGUAGUUUUUCGUCUCCUUGGUAGCCGGGUUGUGCACGAGGAUGCAGACUUUUCAGUGAAUGCUGUGCCAUCUCUGCCGAGGAAGGAGGCAGAGUCAUCUUCUGAAGUUGCUUUUGCUACUUUAGUGGAUUCUUCUUCUGGGAAUCUGUUUGAUCGUUUGUUGUUGGUUUUGCAUGGGUUGUUAAGUAGUUAUCCUCCAAGUUGGCUUAGGACAAAGCCUGUUUCAAAGACAAUCAAUGAAUCUACAAGGGACUUUUCUGGAAUUGACCGAGAAUUGUUGGAGACUUUGCAGAAUGACUUGGAUCGUAUGCAACUACCAGACACUAUUCGGUGGCAUAUCCAAGCUGCAAUGCCGUUACUGAUCCCCUCUACACGGUGCUCUUUAUCCUGCCAGCAGCCAGCUGUUUCAAAUUCUGCUCUUGUUUCCCUUCAACCCAGCAUUACAAAUCCUGGGUUUAACUCCAGUAGUUCAACUGUUCCUCAGAGGAACCCAGUUCUAUCAAGGAAUGCAUCAGGGAAGUCAAAACAACAGGACAAUGACUUGGAAAUCGAUCCUUGGACGCUCCUAGAAGAUGGUGCUGGAUCAUACCCUUCGGCAGGUAAUACUGCUAGCAUAGGAAGUGGUGACCAUGUUAAUAUUCGAGCCGCCAGCUGGCUUAAAGGUGCUGUAAGGGUGCGACGGACAGACCUCACAUAUGUUGGUGCCGUGGACGAUGAUACUUGAUUAACAAUAUUUUUUGUUGCUGGUGCGUUUAUGGUUUGAUGCAUGAAUGGCAUGAAGAUGCCAUUUUGUGCUUGCCCUUGUGUUGAAGGGUCAUUGUUUUGGAAAAACAAAAAAGAAAGGGUGUAGGGAUGGAUUCUUUGUAGAGAAGAGGUGAUGUCCUCACAGCUCAUGCAAUGGUUGAUUACUAACAUGUUGAUCACCCCAUCUGAAUUGUGCACUUGUUGCCACAGUUCAGAGGUUUGUUGUAUAUAUAGGGAUGAUUGUUUUACUUUACCAAUUAAUCUGUUGCUGUUUCAUGCUCAUUUUUAUGUCUAUGCACGCUUGUGUGCGCAUCGUUUAUAGCUUUUAGGGGCACAAGCACACACAACCAUUGUUACUUUCCUCAUAUUCAAAUUGUUAGAGUUAUGUGCUUGAUCUUGAUCAUCACCAUUAAUUGCAACGUUCUAUUAUUUUGCUGGCAAAUCCAGAGAUAGUUGCAUUUC